Messenger RNA from Syngnathoides biaculeatus (alligator pipefish), 811 nucleotides. It is a transcript of the gene mettl26, whose product is annotated as methyltransferase like 26. The transcript has 6 exons. Lineage: Eukaryota; Metazoa; Chordata; Actinopteri; Syngnathiformes; Syngnathidae. The record is from RefSeq and is a predicted model, not a curated record. The coding region runs from base 61 to 681 and encodes 206 amino acids.
CUGGGUUGGCUUCGCGAUCUCUAUUGUAUUAGCCGACAGCUGUUCCCGGCCUUUUGCAGAAUGCUGAAUGCCGCCGCCGCGGAAAGGAACAAGGAGCCCAUCCUGAAAGUCUUGCGGGGCUGCGUGAAUACCGACAGGCGGCUGCAAGCGCUUGAAAUCUCCUCCGGGACAGGACAACAUGUCAUGCAUUUCGCUGGGGCUCUACGGAACAUUACUUGGCAACCCUCAGAGUACGAUCAACGCUCUUUAACCAGUAUCGAAGCCUACAGAGCUCACUACCAACUGAACAAUGUAAAGCCCGCCAUCCACCUGGAUGCUUCUCAGAGUCACGAUCACUGGGGAGGGAUCCAACCAGAGAGCCUCGAUCUGGUCCUUAACAUCAACAUGAUCCACAUCUCUCCCAUGGCUUGCACUGAGGGUUUAUUCGAAGGGGCUGCAGUGGUGUUGAAGCCACAAGGUCUGCUGUUGACAUAUGGGCCUUACGCGGUGAACGGUGGCAUCACACCACAAAGCAAUGUUGAUUUUGACUUUAGCCUACGACAGAGGAACCCAGAAUGGGGUCUUCGGGAUAUUUCCCUACUCAAAUCACUUGCAGAAAUGCAUGGUUUAUUCCUGGAGAAAAUUGUGGACAUGCCAGCCAACAACAAAUGUCUCCUGUUCAGGAAGGAAAGUUUGGUGUAAAGCGUCGUGUCCUUCUUUUGCUGAACGGACAACAUCAGGAUGGAGAAAAGCGCCUUAAAUGAGCUAAAGGCUCAGACGUGUUGCCAAAUUACUUCACUUAGAUGUUUCAAUAAAUAAACAACCAGAAUGA